AUGAAGGUCCUUCUAGUUCUUAUUGGGUUCAUAGCUUCGUGUGUUUGUAAUGUUAUACCCUCAAUUCCUGGUGAUAAUAGUAACUAUGUAGAGGGUGUUAACCGUUAUAUCUGGAUGCCUGAUGGUGAGGGUGUGCCGCAACUAGUAGACCUGGAACAGUCUGUAUAUGUUUCGAAUCCCCGCUCUGGAGCUGAUAAUCAGUAUUGGCUUUAUACCAGAGAAAAUCCUAUUAAUGCUGAAAUUUUGAUAAAUGGCGACGCUGAGUCUAUCCGGAGCUCUAACUAUAAUAGCAGCAGACCUUUAAUAGUUCUUGUCCACGGCUGGUAUGGCAGUGCAAAUUCAGAAGACAACAUUCUGAUCACGUCUGCUGUUCUCGAAGCAGACGACGUUAACGUUAUCGUACUAGACUGGCAUGUAGCUGCAAGUUUGGACUACGUGAAUGCUGUUGCAAGCACUCUUGAUGUUGGUGAAUACUUAGCUAGUUUCCUUGAAUGGCUCACGGAUACGGACGAUGAACAUGCACGAUGCUGUUGUUGUGUUGGUCCUUUUUGGAAUAAUCUGCAUUUAAUUGGAUUCGGCUUGGGAGCUCAUGUAAUCGGAGUUGCUGGUCGACAAGUUGGAGGCAGACCGGGGCGGGUUACGGGUUUGGAUCCCUCUGGUCCACUUUGGAAUGAAAACCCGAAUGCAUUGGACAGUAAUGCUGGACGAUACGUCGAAGCUAUUCAUACAGACGGUGGUAGUCUGGGUAUAUUCACCCCGAUCGCAGACGCUGAUUUCUAUCCCAAUGGCGGAAGAAACCCUCAACCUGGUUGUGCUAUCAGUACCUGCUCUCACAACCGCGCACCAGAACUGUUUGCGUCCAGUGUUAUUACUAAUCACUUUGAAGGCAGGUUAUGUGAUGAUAUCAAUCAGGCAGAGAAUGUUCAGUGUAGCGGUAGCAUUUUCAACAUGGGCAACGCGAUCAGCAAUAAAAGAGGUUCCGGCAUCUACGGCCUGGCAACGGGAAGUAAUUGGCCUUUUUAA
Achroia grisella is the source of this 1023-nucleotide messenger RNA. Its product is annotated as endothelial lipase-like. Lineage: Eukaryota; Metazoa; Arthropoda; Insecta; Lepidoptera; Pyralidae. The transcript has 5 exons. The coding region runs from base 1 to 1023 and encodes 340 amino acids. Gene Ontology annotation, molecular function: lipase activity. The record is from RefSeq and is a predicted model, not a curated record. Gene Ontology annotation, biological process: lipid metabolic process.